AAAAACUUACUGCCCGAUGCCAAGGUUAUAGCACGAUGUAUGAUGUCGUAUUGUCGUUAUAGUAUUGGCCAUUGCUGCAGCCGCUCAUUCCUGUGCGCCCGUGUUCACUGUCAUUGAAAGGCUGUGGACGUUCCAGAUAUUAUAGCUGAAUGGGACAAGGACUCUGACUCUGAGACUAAAUUGUUUUGCAGAUUAAAGAUUCCAUUGUUAUUGGUGCGGCUAUUGACUUUCAACUUAAAGAUCAAAGUAUGAGCUGGAAAGACAAAUACAUCAAUUAUUAUCAACAGAUCACCACAAAUACUAGUAACGGUGGCAGUAAAUCUGAUGAUAAUGCUGUCAAUGGAACACCAGACAGAUACCAUCUCUCCAAUCCUGAAAAUCAUUCUGAAAGAAACCGAUGUAUAGUUAUCACAUACUCCAAUGUUGAAAAUGAUGAUCUUAGACUGCUACAAGAGUUGAUAGAUGUAUUUGAUUUAUAUGCAUACAUAUCGUGGAACGAUAGAGUUACACAUUUAAUUGUAAAAACUCUUCCAUCUGGUAGAUGUAAUCGUACAAAAAAAUUUAUGAAUGCAUUAUUAUUAAACCGCUUUAUCAUUACUAUGGACUGGGUAAAAAAUUGUUUAUCUUCUAAGACAUUACUGCCAGAGGCAGAUUAUAUGCCACUUGAGUUUAGUGGUGAACCAUCGCCAUUGGUGUCUUGGCGCGUGGGACGGGGAAUUAUUGCUUCACCGAUGGAAUGGACUGGAGAUUGCAUUUUAUAUCUUCAUAGGUCUAUUGAAUUAAAUGAAUCAUAUAGGGACAUAAUUAUAUGGGCUAGAAGAGCUGGUUUUGUUUUAACCAAUGAUUUGCAAGAGUUUAAUAACGAAUACAAAUUGCGAAUUAUUUUGGUCGAUACAAUCGCUUCAUGUACUGAUGUUCAAUCUUAUUUACCCAAUGCAACAGAAAUCAUAAGUUGGAUAUGUAACUAUAAAGGUGUAACAAUAUUCUUAGAUUGGUUUCUCGAAUGUUUGUUUCGAUACAAAUUUGUUUUAAUUAAUCAUUAUUACCAGAUUAUGAAACUAAAUCCAAAAAUAGUAGAAUUUGUCAAUAUGGACGAAUCUCUGUUUGAAUUUGAAAAUUGUUGAAUAAUACAUUUUUUUCACUACUAAAUUAAAUAUUUGAAACUUAAAAAAUUUUAUUUUUGAAAUUAAUGGGAGGUAUGUACCCAUAAAUAAAUAAUCUUUAUUUUUAUUUAAAGUUAUUGUAUUAUUGUUGAAUAAUACAUUUUUUUCACUACUAAAUUAAAUAUUUGAAACUUAAAAAAUUUUAUUUUUGAAAUUAAUGGGAGGUAUGUACCCAUAAAUAAAUAAUCUUUAUUUUUAUUUAAAGUUAUGUAUAAGUUUAUAUAAUUUAUAAAUCAUAAUAGAGUACAAAUGAAAGUAUAGUACAAAACCUAGACACAUAGCUAGAACAUUUUAUUGAAUAGUUUUAUAUCCCAGUAAGAAUUAGAAUGUUAAGUAACUUUAAAAUGGAUUUAACUUAAAGAUAUUAAUAUUAAUAUAAUUAAUUUUUUAUCGAAUACAAAUAACUUUUGAUUGGUUGUAAUUAGUAUAAUCCAUAUUAAGAUAUUAUAUUUGAUUUUCUAACUAGAAACAAUACAUAUUUAUGUUUUUUCUUAAUUUAAGUUUUUCAUUGUACAUAAAUACAUGAUUAUUCAACUAAAACAAUAUAUUUGAAAAAAUUUUAUAUUUAUGUCAAACACCAAGUGUAAUAAAUUAUUAGACAUAAC
Messenger RNA from Acyrthosiphon pisum (pea aphid), 1768 nucleotides. RefSeq lists its product as uncharacterized. Gene Ontology annotation, biological process: double-strand break repair via homologous recombination; positive regulation of transcription by RNA polymerase II. The record is from RefSeq and is a predicted model, not a curated record. Gene Ontology annotation, molecular function: ubiquitin-protein transferase activity. The transcript is spliced from 6 exons. Bases 249 to 1124 code for a protein of 291 amino acids. NCBI's taxonomy places the organism in Eukaryota, Metazoa, Arthropoda, Insecta, Hemiptera, Aphididae. Gene Ontology annotation, cellular component: BRCA1-BARD1 complex; BRCA1-A complex.